Caenorhabditis briggsae is the source of this 1695-nucleotide messenger RNA. Lineage: Eukaryota; Metazoa; Nematoda; Chromadorea; Rhabditida; Rhabditidae. The transcript has 12 exons. The record is from RefSeq and is a predicted model, not a curated record. Bases 1 to 1695 code for a protein of 564 amino acids. Gene Ontology annotation, molecular function: beta-tubulin binding; microtubule binding. Gene Ontology annotation, cellular component: axoneme.
AUGGAGGAAUUGGUCAAGAUGAUAAAUAAACUGAGAGUUGAAUUUGAUAAAGAGCAACAGGUACAAAAAUGCAAACACCGUCCACAUUACGUUCUUGACCCUGAUAAUAACUUGUCACUGGAAGAGACCCACAAGUACUUUGAGUACAUCAUGAAGGCUCUCCGGAAUCUUUCCAUCGACGCUAUUGAUAAAAUAGACAAAAAAUGGUUGGAAUCCGCUGCAAGGAAUCGAGAAAUAUUCGCUGAUGCUAAAGGGAAAAUUCUCAAACGCUGGACAGAGUUAAUAUUUGAAAAAUGGGGAUCAGAGAACAACAAGAAUGAAAUUGUUUAUCAAUUGGAAAAUUUGACGUUAUCUUUCUGGAGAGCAUCUGCAGAGAGGAAAGGGAAAAUAAUUUUUUUUCCUGAAAUUCAUAUUGAAGUUGUUCCAUUUCUUCAAUCUCUCCGCGUUGUUCAAAACUAUGAACGGCAUACCAACGAGCUUCAUGAAGAAUUUCUUUACCAGUAUGUUGAACCUGACGAAGAAGUCGAACCCUACGAUGAACAGGUUCCAGAUAUUUUUGUUGAAAAUAAAAAAGUUGCAAAGAAAAAACUCAAGAAAAAAACGGCAAAGAAAGGAUUAACUAAUACAAUAGAGAUGGCACUAAAAACCGGUGACAAGAAAAAGAAAAAACAAGCUCACCUAUCGCAGCGGACAUUGCUCAGUAGAUCUCCAUCAUUAAAGCGUGGUGAACACAUUCGUUUCAAUUUGUAUUCGGAUGUCACACCGAUUUUCAAAAAGUCAGCUAGCAAAGAAAGAGCAACUGAUGGAACAGAGCAUAAAAUUGAUUUUGGUACGGAAGCUUUUUUGGGACCCAUUUAUCACAUUUCAUCUUUUGAAAGCGAGAGAAAGUCCCAAAAGUAUGGAUCAUGGAGUAUAACGCUAGAUGUCGGUCUGGAAGAAAGAAAAUUGAAUGGGGAGAGUAUUCUAGUCUCAUUAAAAGUUCCAGUUGAAGAAGUGUUUUUGGGAUCGAACGAACCUGUGGUAGCAUUCAGGGAUGAAAGUUCGGAUGAUUGGAAAAAAGGAGUGUUCACAACUCAUUCUCAAUUUGAUCAAAAUACCUUCAUUGUGACCACAAGACUUUCCAAAAUGGGCUAUGUAUCGUUAUUUCAACAUAAUGACUUUCACUAUCCUUAUAAAAGUUGGAAAAUCAGCUUUGAAAAAGAGAAAAUCUAUUUCAAGCUACAUACGAAUGUGGUGGAACUUGCAUUUGUGGUUGAGGAUUCCUAUUUCUACCUGGAUACCUUGACUGGAGAUGAAUUCAGUAAGCUGAGAAAUUUGCAUCAAAGGAAAAUGUCACUUUCCGAAUUGGUGAUGAAGUUGGAGAAGCAUGGUGUUCAUAUAAUUCCAAACAAAGAUAUCAUCAAAAAGCAUAGGGACACGAAGAAGGACUUGGAUCUUGAAAUUUUCACUUAUCGAUUGAUAUGCUUAAAUCAAAUUAAUUGCGAGUCAUGCCGGAUGAAUGCAACCGUUUCAGUAGAAACCGUAGUUCUAACAGUAGAUGGGGCACCGAGAAAUAUUACUACAAAAUCACCUGGAAAAUAUGUUGUCAAUUUUGGUGAAGCUGGGAAGAAAUCAAAACUCCAUGAGAGUAUUGUAACACCAGCUACACUUUUUCAAUUCCUCAUGGUCACCCGCCCUUUGAUUGUUACCAAAUAA